This is a messenger RNA of Micropterus dolomieu (smallmouth bass), 750 nucleotides long. RefSeq names its product microsomal glutathione S-transferase 3b (gene mgst3b). Gene Ontology annotation, cellular component: membrane; endoplasmic reticulum; nuclear envelope. NCBI's taxonomy places the organism in Eukaryota, Metazoa, Chordata, Actinopteri, Centrarchiformes, Centrarchidae. The transcript is spliced from 4 exons. The record is from RefSeq and is a predicted model, not a curated record. Gene Ontology annotation, molecular function: glutathione transferase activity; glutathione peroxidase activity. The coding region runs from base 95 to 517 and encodes 140 amino acids.
CUUAUCCAGUGGGCCAUUAAUAUAUAACCUCGCUUAUCGUGUUGGUUGCUCGUCUCUGUCCUUUGAUCAACGCAGGAGAAACUAUCGUGGAGAGAUGGACGUUCUGUCUGUGUUGCCGUCCAGCUUUGGAUAUGUCAUAUUUACCUACCUGUACAGCUGGAUUAUGCUGGGGUAUUUAGCAGUCAAAGUCGGAGGUGCCAGGAAGAAGUACGACGUUAAGUAUCCCACCAUGUACAGCGACAAGGAGCAGGUUUUCAACUGUAUCCAGAGAGCCCAUCAGAACACCCUCGAGGUUUACCCUCAGUGGCUUGUUUUCCAGACCAUUGCAGCUCUUGUCUAUCCGUUAUCAGCAUCUGUGUUGGGUGCUAUUUGGGUGACCAGCAGGUUUUCCUAUGCCUGGGGCUACUACACAGGAGAUCCAAGCAAGAGGAUGAAUGGUGCCUAUGGCUACAUUGGAUUAUUUGGUGUCAUCAUUCUGUCCAUAUCUGUAGCCUUGCAGUUGCUUGGAGUCUUUUAAGAUAGUUGGUCAUCUUGUACUUGCCCUUCUGACGUUAUGUCAUGGCUUGCAUGGCAUUUUCAAAUGUAUCCGCUGUAAAGUAGUUGUACAAGUGCUUAAAUGCUCAUUUCAAAUUAUGAUGCUAAACAUUUUUAUAUAGACUACUAAUUUGAUACUUUAUAUCUUUAUAUGCCAAUAUCUGUCAUGAAUGUCUACUGCAUGUAAUCGUCCACGAUAAAGAUGAUACAGCUCCA